AUGGACUGGAACAAAGAACCAGAUUUUCCCCAUGUGACUUCUGACUCUAGCACACCUGCUGCAACUACUGGUGAAUCAAAUGAUUUACCAUCUGCUGAUCUUCUGCUAGCACCUAAUGCCAUUCCCCCAGGGUCAAGUUCAGUUCACCAUGUGCCCCCUGUGCACAUGCCAGGGGGCCUGACUGAUGACAAUGAUGAUGACCAUGUGAUAUGCUGUGCUCUCAAUCUGCUGGAAGGUGAGAGAGAAAAGGCCUUGAAUGUACUGCUCAAAGCUCCCAGUCACUCAACCUUGAUGUGUCUCAAGAAAGCCUUGCUAGUGUUCUUGUGUUCCCUGAAACUUCCAGCUCCAUUUGUAUCUGGGAGGCUAUUAGAUGCAGAAGAGGCUUCUCUAGUUGCGCUUUGUGUUGCGAAGCUUGGCAGGAGUGAAGGUGCCCAUGAAACAAGUGAUCAUCCAUCUUAUGAUGGACUUUCUAAGCUCGAAUUGGCUCUGAAGUUGGAUGAUUGGUGGAAAAAGACAGGCAUUGUGGACAAUGGUAAUUUGGUGGAGACUCAUGCACUGAAGGCAAGCAAGUGCCAGCAACAAAGGAAAGCUAAGAAGACGAGAGUACUCAGUCAUACCACCCUAGCCUCCAUUUGGGAGCAUAUGGAUCGCUUGUCUCUCCCUUCCUGGAUUGCCCCUGUGCCAUGGGGAGUCAGGAUUAACCUCCUGUUCACCCUUGGACACCUCUGGGGGACAAAAGAUCCACAUUCUGUCGAGUACAAGAUGUUCGCCAACUUCAUGGACUUAGUCUCAGCAACCAGGUUAGCUAUGAUGCAUACCAUGAUGUCUGACCACAUAUCCAAGUACAAAUUCUACAUGAAGUGGUACUUGCAGACAUUACUGGACCUCUAUCCAGGUCUUUGCCUUGCACCUGCCCAUCACAUUUGCCUUCAUCUUGUAGAACUCCUUCAGGAUUUUGGUCCAGUUCAUGCCUGGAGGUGCUUUCCAUUUGAGAGGUAUAAUGGCAUGCUUCAGAAGAUCCCAACUAAUGGAAAACAUGGUGAAAUGGAGCAGACCAUGCUGCACCACUUCUGUAUGGGCCAACAUUUAUGGGCUUUGUUAUCUUCCAAGUCCAUGCCUCCUGAGGCAAUGAGUCUGCUUCUCGACUUCGAUCAUAUCUUUCAGACAAAUAUGCAGGGAACUUUGUUCAAUGAUAUGUUGUCAUUUGAUGGAUCACUGGAUGAAGUGGCACAGGGUGCAAAUGGCAGCGAAUUGGAUCUCAAACUGUUGCAUAAAGAUGACUACCACCUCCUCAAUGAAUGGCUCUUGAGACAUACAAGUGACUAUGAUGUGACUAAAGGUGUUAGGCCCUAUGCCUAUCCUCGCCAGUCCAUUAGUUGGCAUGGAGAGUCCUUUUCAGUGGAAUCCAAGUCCCCCCCAAACAGCUGCAUCAUCUUCCAGAUCGACGGUGGGCUUGCAGCAGGAAUAAUUCAGUGCAUUUUCUACCAUGCAAGAACGACAACUAGUGGGCAGAAGGCAGCACAGAUGUUCUUUAUUGUGGCUCGAUAUGCUGGAUUAUCAGAAGAGUUGGCACUUGCCAAUGUAUACAUGGCCUUCCCAGAUGCAGGAAUAUAUUGUGUCUCCACAAGUACUCUUCCCGAUGCAUUGCUGAUAACUAGCGCAGAUGUAGUGUGCUACUUCACAUCUGCCAUAAUACCCACAAAUGAAGUUGGGCAUGAUAUAUUGUAUGUACAAUCCUUGGAUAAGGUAGGCAUCACAUCUGUCCUGUUGGUCCUGUGA
Messenger RNA from Pisolithus orientalis, 1779 nucleotides. RefSeq lists its product as uncharacterized. Lineage: Eukaryota; Fungi; Basidiomycota; Agaricomycetes; Boletales; Pisolithaceae. The coding region runs from base 1 to 1779 and encodes 592 amino acids. The record is from RefSeq and is a predicted model, not a curated record. The transcript is spliced from 5 exons.